AUGGAUGUAUUUUCCUGCGUGUAUCUUUACUGGAAGGAAUUCCUAUCUAGUAAACCCCUGCUUCAACCUUUGUGGAACCAUCUACUAGUUUAUCACUCUGAUAUGAUAAGGUCACCACUCUUCCCUGUGGUCCUUACAGUCUCCUCCUACAUCAUCUUUUGCAUUCCUUACUUGGCAUUUAAUAUUAUGGGCAGAAGGUGGCCUCUUAUUCACAGAUACAAGAUUCAACAAGACAGAAACCCAACAGGAGCCAUGAUCCUCCACUGCCUUGGAGUUACUCUGUAUAAUCACAUGUUCUUCAUCUUCCCAGCUUCUGUUGCUCAGUGGUACUGGAGACCUCCAUGUCCACUCCCAGAACAGUCUCCAAACAUCUUGGAUUUACUGUUUGGAGUGGUGGCAAGUCUCCUCCUCUUCGAUUUCCAGUACUUCAUCUGGCACACGAUACACCAUAAAAACCGAUGGCUUUACAAAACCUUUCAUGCUAUCCAUCAUGAAUAUAUGGCUCCAUUCUCUUUGGCUACCCAGUGUCUAGGGGGCUGGGAACUUGUGACUGUUGGCUUGUGGACUACAUUAAACCCAAUUAUUUUCAGGUGCCACAUUCUCACUACUUGGAUUUUCAUGGUAUUCCAUGUCUAUGUUUCAGUAGAAGACCACUGUGGCUAUGAUUUCCCAUGGUCUACAUCUCGCCUUAUUCCAUUUGGGAUAUAUGGUGGGCCAAUAAAACAUGAUGUGCAUCAUCAGAAGCCCAUGAGCAACUAUGCUCCACACUUCACCCACUGGGACAAAAUUUUUGGCACGCAUGCGGACUUUAGUUCUGCGAAGGGCAUCUUAGAGCUUGACACUCCCAAUAGAACCUGCUGUGCAAGUAAAUAUGAGGGUAGUUUGUAUGAUGAAAGCAUCUCUCCUACAGAAAGGGUAGCAGAAGAAAGGCUAAACUAA
Molecule: messenger RNA, 939 nt
Organism: Bombina bombina (fire-bellied toad)
Lineage: Eukaryota; Metazoa; Chordata; Amphibia; Anura; Bombinatoridae
Product: cholesterol 25-hydroxylase-like protein 1, member 2
Exons: 1
Coding region: 1-939 (312 amino acids)
Biological process (GO): sterol biosynthetic process; cholesterol metabolic process
Molecular function (GO): iron ion binding; steroid hydroxylase activity; C-4 methylsterol oxidase activity
Source: RefSeq, a predicted model, not a curated record